Messenger RNA from Vombatus ursinus (common wombat), 5831 nucleotides. RefSeq names its product Rho guanine nucleotide exchange factor 40 (gene ARHGEF40). The record is from RefSeq and is a predicted model, not a curated record. Gene Ontology annotation, molecular function: guanyl-nucleotide exchange factor activity. The transcript is spliced from 24 exons. NCBI's taxonomy places the organism in Eukaryota, Metazoa, Chordata, Mammalia, Diprotodontia, Vombatidae. The coding region runs from base 66 to 4631 and encodes 1521 amino acids.
GGAAGCCGUGCGCCCCAGCCCCGCCUGGACGCAGCCGCGGACUGGGGCCCUGGCGCCCCUGAGCCAUGGAACCAGAGCCAGUAGAAGAUUGUGUGCAGAGCACCCUGGCUGCACUGUAUCCACCUUUUGAAGCAACUGCACCCACACUGCUGGGCCAGGUAUUCCAGGUGGUAGAGCGUACCUACCGAGAAGACGCGCUGCGCUAUGCCCUGGAUUUCUUGGUGCCCGCUAAACACCUUCUUGCCCGGGUCCAACAGGAGGCCUGUGCCCAGUACAGCGGCUUCCUCUUUCUUCAUGAGGGCUGGCCACUCUGUCUGCAUGAGCAGGUAGUAGUACAGCUGGCUGCACUACCCUGGCAGCUGCUUCGCCCUGGAGACUUCUACCUACAAGUAGUGCCCUCAGUGGCCCGAGCCCCUCACCUGGCACUCAAGUGCCUAGCCCCAGGGGGUGGACGGGUGCAGGAACUUCCAGUAUCCACAGAAGCCUGUGCCUACCUUUUCACUCCUGAGUGGCUGCAGGGUAUCAACAAAGACCGUCCAGCAGGGCGCCUCACCACAUGCCUCCUGGCAUCACCCACAGGUGUCCAGCGGUUGCCUUGGGCUGAACUCAUCUGCCCACGCUUUGUGCACAAAGGCAGUCUCAUGGUAGGACAGCGCCCAGUUUCUCUGCCCCCAGAGCUUCCCCCAGGAGCCCCUGGGCUCUCUAGCCCCCCAUUGCCUGAGGAGGCCCUGGGCACUCGAAGCCCUGGGGAUGGGCACAAUGCCCCAGCAGAAGCCCCUGAGGGCGAAUAUGUGGAGCUGUUAGAAGUGACCCUACCAGCCCAAGGGUGUCCUGGGGAAGCAGCAAGCUCCCCUGGCCUCUCCAGGACUCAAACCGUACCUGCCAGAAAAAGUGCAGGAGGGAAGGGACGACACAGAAGACACCGGGCAUGGCUGCACCAGAAGGGAACGGUGCUCCGGGGUCAAGAUGGGGCUCGGCCCCCUGGAGAAGGGAGCAGCACUGGAAUUAAUACUGGCUCUCCCCCACGAGCCGAAUCCCCUCAGGAAGAAAGAACACUUGAUACUCCUGAGCUCCCAGCUGAGACACUGGGAGGCGAGGCUGGUUCUUUCCCUCUAAGACCAAAUGAGGGUGGGGACGGGCCAGGCCAGGGGGAUGAGGGACUGGCUGGGACACCUCGGAAAUUAGGCAAAGGAAACAGAAGGAAAAAGCGUGGGGGAGGCAGAGGAGCCGCUGGGCAGGGAGCAGAAAGUGUACCAUCAAGCCCCAGGAGCAAAGAAGAGACUGGUUGUCCCGAGGCCCUCACUAGUCUGGCCCCCCCAAAUAAGAAUGAGCCCUCAGGAGUCAACCUGGUACAAGAUGAAGAACCUGAAUGUACAGGAAAGACUGAGUCAGAGCUGGACCUAGAGCCGGAGCAAGUCAAGGAAAGAGAGCCCAUUCCCUCUUCUGCCUAUGAGUCCACGGAGGAGGGAACAGGAGAAGUAGAGCCAACAGGGCACAGCAAGGCUGCUGCAGAAGUAUCCACAGACCCAGAGGAACUCCCAUCUAGCCCCCUAAUACCACCGUCUGAAGCUGGAAAGGACAAGGAAGGCAGUAGCCCCGAAGGGUGUGCCCCAACUUUGGUUGACGAUGAUUCCAAUAUGACUUGGGAUUUGAUGGCAUCUGGAUUUUUCAUGCUGACUGGUGGGGUGGACCAGAGUGGCCGGGCCUUGUUGACCAUCACUCCACCAUGCCCUUCUAUUGAGCCUCCACCCACACAAGCAGAGAUGAGCACCGUUCUUUGUUACCUUCAUUCACUGCUCAGGUCUGACCUGAAGAUGUUGGGGUUGUCUGUCCUUCUAGACCUCCGGUGUGCUCCCUUUCUUCCCCCAGGACUAAUCCCUGUUCUAAAUGACCUUCAGGAUUCCAAAGGACACCCUGUGAUACAGCGACUGAUGAUUUUAACUGAGAAUGAGUCCCACAUUGAGCUCAGUGAUCUUCAGGGUGCUGAGUUGCUAUCUGAGAGUGACCUCACAACUGUGGCCAAGCCUGAAGAGCUACAGAAAGACCUAGGAGGUCACAGGGACCUUUCUCCACGGCGCUGGACAGAAACUCAUCAGGAAGUAGCAAGACUGUCCCAGUUGUGCCAUGAUGUUCUAUACUCUGUACGAGAAGCCAUUGAGGAGCUCGAAGGAGCUGCGGAGCUUGAGGGAGAGGUGGAGGUGGGAACUCCAGAGCCCCUGCGGAAGGUGUUAGCAGAUCCCCGGCUGGCAGAACUGCAGAGGGAUGGAGGAGCCAUUCUCAUGAGGCUUCGUAUAGCCCACAGCAGCAGGUUGGAGGGCCCAGGCCCUGCCAUUCUGUACCAGGAAGUGGAUGAAGCAAUUCACCAGCUUGUUCGCCUGUCCAACCUCUACCUACAGCGACAGGAGAAUCACCGACGUCAACACAAACUCCUCCAGGUGUUGCAGUGGCUUUCUGGCCCAGGAGAAGAGCAGUUGAUGAACUUUUCUGAGCUUGGAGACUCCCUGCCUGCCCUGCAGGAGAUGGAGAUGCGUUUCCAAGCCUUCAGUACUGAAGCCCAGGAGCAGCUAGCCCAGGCUCGGGAGGCCCUGACCCUGGAGGAGGACCCCACCACGCAGCAGUCCCUGGAUGACUUUGAGCAGCGACUGGAGCAAGUAGAGAGCAGCCUCCAUCGGGCCCUCCGGCUACACCGUUUCUUUCAGCAGGCACACGAGUGGGUGGAUGAAGGAACGGCAAAGUUAGCAGGAGCAGCACCAGGUCAGGAGGCUGUACUAGCAGCGCUGGCCCCAGUGCCUAGUGCAGGCACCUUCCAAGAAAUGCGGGCUCUGGCCCUGGAACUGGGCAGCCCAGCAGCGCUCCAAGAGUGGGGCCGCUGUCACACCCGAUGCCUGGAGCUAGAAAGAAGGGUUCAGGAGUUUCUUGGGGAUGAAACAAGUCCACAAGGCCGGUGCCGGCGUCGGGCAGACAGUGCCAGCAGUGGAAGAGUCAAACAGGACCCGCUCAGCCCUUCUCGAAGUCUCAGCGUGUUACUGCUCUCCAAUAGCCCUGGACCCCGACCAGCACCUUCCCACUGCUCCCUAGCGCCCUGCGGAGAAGACAGUGAGGAAGAAACACAAGAACUUGCUCCUGAGGCCCAGGGGAAGCCACGGCCUGGGACCACACGAGCUGUACUGAUCCGUGGCCUAGAGGUCAGCAGCACUGAGGUGGUAGACAGGACCUGCAGCCCCAGGGAACAUGUACUGCUAGGCCGAGCUGGAGUCCCUGAAGGGCCCUGGGGGGUUGGCACCCCUCGGAUGGAGCGCAAGAGAAGCAUCAGCGCCCAGCAGCGGUUGGUGUCAGAGUUGAUCUCCUGUGAGCAAGAGUAUGUAGCAGUAUUGGGUGAACCACUGCCACCACCGGGGCCCGAACUGACAGCAGAGCUUCGGGUAGACUGGGCUACAGUCCUGGCUGCUCGGGAGCGACUCCGAAACUUCCAUCGGGUGCAUUUCCUUCGGGAGCUGCAAGGCUGUGCUACACACCCUCUCCGAGUGGGGGCUUGUUUCCUGAGGCAUGGGGACCAGUUCAAUCUGUAUGCUCAGUAUUUGAAACACCGGCACAAACUGGAAGCUGGCCUGGCUGCACUCAACCCCCCUAACAAAGGUUCCACAGAAGGCCUCUACUCGCCCCGCUUCCUACAGCAACCCCUGGAACAGUUAGCUCGAUACGGGAAACUCUUGGAGGAGUUGCUGAAAGAGACAGGGACUGAGCUGAGUUCUGAACGCCAGGCUCUGGCAGCUGCCCUGCAGCUGCUAAGGGACCAAGAGGACAGAGGCCGGGAUCUGCUGGCUGUGGAGGCUGUACGUGGCUGUGAGGUGGAUCUGAAAGAACAAGGGCAGUUACUACACCGAGAUCCUUUCACUGUCUUCUGUGGGAGGAGGAAAUGCCUACGUCAUGUCUUCCUCUUUGAACAUCUCCUCCUCUUCAGCAAACUCAAGAGCCCAGAGGGUGGGCCUGAGGUUUUUGUUUACAAGCAGGCCUUUAAGACUGCUGACAUGGGGCUGACAGAGAACAUUGGGGACAGCGGGCUCUGCUUUGAGCUGUGGUUCCGAAGACGGCGUUCCCGGGAAGCAUACACACUUCAGGCCACCUCAUCUGAGAUUAAACACAAGUGGACAAGCUCCAUUGCCCAGUUGCUUUGGAGACAGGCAGCUCACAACAAGGAGCUUCGAGUGCAACAAAUGGUAUCCAUGGGCAUUGGAAACAAACCCUUUUUGGACAUCAAGGCCCUUGGGGAGAGGACCCUGAGUGCCCUGCUCACAGGGAGAGCUGCCCGAACCCGGGCCUCCGUGGCUGUCUCUUCUUUUGAGCAUGUCGGCCCCUCCCUACCCUGUCUCUCCCCGGGAGCCUGCUCCCUGCCCGCCCGCGUCGAGGAGGAGGCCUGGGACCUGGACAUCAAGCAGAUCUCCCUGGCUUCCCCUCCAGCACCUGAAUCACCUGACUCUUCUGGAGAAGUGUCCCCAGGAGCAAGGAGCAGCCCCAGCCUACAGCCCCCCAACCUUGGGAGCAGCACCCCUAUCCUGCCUAGUGGAGGGAUCUUGGGGUAUGCCCGUCCGAGCCAUACUCGAGCCCCAAGUGAUCCUACCACCCCUCUGUGACCCUGGAGUUCUGAGAGUAGGUCCAGAACUCAACAGGAACACCACCUCUGAAACACAUGAUGGGUUGGGGUAGAGGAGUAAUAUAGGCAUGAAAGAAUGUCAUGCUUCUUCCUUUCAUUUUAUUUUCUGGGAAAGAGGGGUCGAGGGACCAGUGCAUUAUUAUACUGCCUCCCCAUCCCCUGCUCUUCCUAGCUUGGUGCCUUUGCCUGCAGGACCUAAGGUGACCACGUCUGCUCACCACUGAAACCCUGCAAUAGGAGAAAUUCUCCCUCUUCCCUUCCUUCCCCAAUCCUAACCCAUCAUUCCCUAGGAAACACAUCACUGCACAUGCCCAGUACUCCUCUACCCACAAUUUUCAUUUCUCUUCCACCCCUGACUCCUCCCUAAAGGAACUCAUCUCUGCGGGCAAAUUGGAGUAUUCUGGGAACUGGACCAUCACAGAUAGAACUAUGCAAACUGUUGUGGGAGGGAGGGAUUGGGAAACGUGAAGAUGUCUUCUAUGUAAUUACUGUUAUUAUAAUUACUAUUGCCACAUUAAAUGUAUUUACUGGAGUUAUCUCCUGGAAACAGGAAGCCUUCUUAGUCUCUUGGAGUGAUUGAGACAACACUUUAAUUUGGACACUUCCCCAGAACUAGUCUCAUGGCCAGAAUACAUAAAAAACUGAAUUUUAAGUAAAAAGGACUUUUAUGUGACCUUGGACUUCAUUCUUCUAAUCUGGAAAAUUAAGGGCUCUAACUAUAAGACCUCUACAGUCUAAAUCUAUGACCAAAGCUUUGUUCCUAUCACUAACUGCAUGUCUCAAUGAGGCCAGCUAAAUUUAGGGAGGCUCAUCACAAGAAGAUGGGCUACUGGGUAAUGAUUUUUUUGGGGAGGAGAGGGUCACUGCAAUUCAUGAAGUACCUACUUACUAAAGCAUGAAAAUGAUUACAAUCUCCUUGUGAAGGUACUACCCACAAUGAAAAAAUCACAACUCUUGAAUUAUUUAAGUAGGCCAGGUGCCAUCCACAUUCCAUCACAAAUCAAAAGCUGUUGGUGCAAGAAACCUGAUUCUGCAGGUGCCUUCCAUUCUGCCUCCCCUCCGAAACUUAUUAUAGACUGGCAGUGAGGCUACCAACGGUGAGGUGCUACCUCUUAUGUCUCCUUCUACCCACCCACCUCUGUUGGGAGUCCUGGCUGCUUCCAGGGAGCUCUGGGUCCAA